This is a messenger RNA of Theobroma cacao (cacao), 728 nucleotides long. The record is from RefSeq and is a predicted model, not a curated record. NCBI's taxonomy places the organism in Eukaryota, Viridiplantae, Streptophyta, Magnoliopsida, Malvales, Malvaceae.
CUAAUGCCCAUGCAGACCACACUAACGUGCACUACGGAUGUUGUGCAUGAUAUUUUACUAGUUCCUAUAAAAUGGAAGAGAGGGCCGCCUGGUGUUUUCCUCAUAGAUCUCCCGUCACUUCACCAUGGAGAAGAGCAAAUCAUUUUCAGGGUACUCAGAGGUUCGGCGAGGUAUCGAGGACCGGACCAAAUCAUACAGUUUCAAUGGCCCUGUUUCCAGCAGCAAGGCGGAUGUGUUAGCCACUUCUGGCAACCCGGAGCUCAAGAGAAGAAAGAGGGUGGCAUCUUAUAAUAUGUAUAGUAUGGAAGGUAUAUAUACGACUAACAGACAAGAUUGGAAGAACGUGUUUAAGUCCAAGAGAGUUCUUGGUGAAGAACUGCGAACAAAAAAAGAAAAGAAAGAAAGAAUUGGUGAUAGUCACACUGAUGGGAAUUCCCUUGUAGCAGCAGUUCAGCUUCACUUCAAAACAAAUGUAAAACUCAUCUUGGCAUUCACUGUCAAUCUAUGCAUUUGCAUUCAUCCUUUGUUUGAUCUCAACCACAUAGUUGUUUAUUUUCAAGCUGAGAUUCUUCAGUAAUUUGUUUUGCAGAACUUGUUCUGUUUCAAGUUCGCAUACCUUGCAAUAGAUCAUAAUUCUAUAUGUAAUUUCUCAUAUCCUUACAUCUCAAUCCCUGAAUUAAAAUUCCUCUGCAAUUUUUGUUUUACACCCACAAAAUUAGCUUGUUCAA